CUUACCGUAGCCCAGGAGGCUACACACACUCCCGUCUCUCAGUUCCAGGCCGUUUGCAAGGCAAUGGCGCGUGGACGACGCACGACCACGGGCCGCCAGAAGAUCGAGAUCUGGCCGAUCGAGAGCGAGGACGCGCGCCAGGUAUGUUUCUCCAAGCGCCGCGUCGGGCUGUUCAAGAAGGCUAGCGAGCUGACAAUCCUCUGCGGCGCGGAGGCGGCCGCCGUCGUCUUCUCCCCCGCCGGUAAGGCCUUCUCCUUCGGCAACCCGUCCGUCGAGGCCAUCUUCGAGCGCUUCGAUCCGAUCGGGAUGGUGGCCGGGGGAGGAGGUGCCGGUGCCGGCGGCGGCGCCGGAGAGGACAUCAACCAGCUGGUGGCGGACCUGAACCGCCAGCACGAUGAGCUGACUGCGCGGCUGGACGCGGAGAAGGCAAACAAAGAUCAGGCCGACGCGGCCAUGGCGAUGGCGAAGGAGCGCUCUGCACCGAGCCCUGUUGCGGCGUGGCUGGAGGGCUACGUCCGCGACAAGGAGGAGGAGGAGCUGAUGGAGUUCGAGGCGGCGCUGGAGGUGAUGCAGGCGCGCGCAAACCAGGAGCUCCAGGACGCCCUCAACCACAGCCGCGACAUGGCGGCCAAGGCCCGCUCCAACAUGGUUCCUGUGACGGCACCGCAGCAGCAGCCCCUCGGCAUGGGCGCCGCCGGCAAUGGUGGGUUUGAUUUCGAUGCAGGCAGCAGCAGCAGCAGCGCCAACAACGGCGCAGAGAUGGAUAUGCAGAUGCAGCUGAUGAUGACCAUGACGCCCCCACCGCCGAUGUUAGAAUUGGACGACAUGGAGAUCGAGAUGCUUCUGCAGGGGUUCGACUUCACCCCCUAGUGAGAAGUUUCAUUCUUCGCAUGCAAGCAUGGAUGUGCAUGAACUCACAAGGAGAUUGGACUCUAGCAAUUGCUACCCAUGGUCAAUAAUAAUGCGUCGUCGGUUUAGUUUGUUUCUCUCGAUUGCUACCCAUAGUCGUCAUAUGCAUCUAGGUGAUGGUUAUCCAUAUAUGGAUGAUCAAUGCAUAUGUAAUCGUGAUGAUGUUGUCUUCAGUCUUCACCUAUCGCGGUGCAUCUGCUUCGGCUCAUGCAACACAACAGUUUGGGUCGUUCGAUUAUCGGUGUAAUGGCUUGCAAUGUGGUGCUUCAAAUCAAUAAAAAUACAAGCCUUUUUUUA
This is a messenger RNA of Lolium perenne, 1206 nucleotides long. RefSeq lists its product as uncharacterized. Lineage: Eukaryota; Viridiplantae; Streptophyta; Magnoliopsida; Poales; Poaceae. Gene Ontology annotation, biological process: positive regulation of transcription by RNA polymerase II. The record is from RefSeq and is a predicted model, not a curated record. Gene Ontology annotation, molecular function: DNA-binding transcription factor activity, RNA polymerase II-specific; RNA polymerase II cis-regulatory region sequence-specific DNA binding; protein dimerization activity.